This is a messenger RNA of Vavraia culicis subsp. floridensis, 410 nucleotides long. RefSeq lists its product as uncharacterized. The record is from RefSeq and is a predicted model, not a curated record. The transcript has a single exon. Lineage: Eukaryota; Fungi; Microsporidia; Pleistophoridae. The annotation marks the transcript as partial.
ACCAAAACACCGAGAUGAUCCUGCAGAAGGAUAUGAAGAUGUACGAGUGCAUGGGGUACAGGUUUGGGAAUUCAACAGUAAAAUACGAUUUUGAGCGCUGGAUCGAUAGGGAGGGCAGUAAAGUAACAGGAAUAGAGAAGAACAAACUGGGAAUGAUACUCUCAAUGAAACUGGAAGAGUUCAGAAAGGAUCUAGGCUUUGAUUUCUACUUUGUGGGGUGCAAAAUGAAGAAACAGAGGCACUUCAUUUCCAUCAAUUUUCCGUACAUAAGGUUCUUCGUCAAAAAGUACAGGUUUGAAGAACUUAACUACAAGGGGUUCACGUACUACAAAAUACCUGUGGAGAUGACACGAAAAAUUUUGAUGCCGUUGGUGGUCAAAUCAUUGAAAGGAAUCGAUGGAUGGAACUGA